GUUGCGUAGUUUGCUCAAGUUUGCUAUUUGCUUGCGACUGGGUUAUCGCGUUGUAAACAUUUUUAUUAUUUUUUCACUUUUUGUUUAUCCUAUAGUGAAAAUAUCCUGACAAGAUAAUCACUUAAUCAUGUGUUUAUCUUAGAUAUGUAUAAGUUUUCACCUUAUACUUGAAUAAAAACGGACAUAGCUUAAAAUGUGGGGUUCAGCAGUGUUUUUUGUGUUUGUUUGUUUUCUACAAUAUGUGGCUGGAUUUAGUCAGCUUUGUGGUAAUAGAUCAGAGGUUAGCUGUACAACUGAGAUUCUCGGCCAAAACCAUGUGGACUAUGACAUGUGCAAGAUGAAAGUGUAUCAGCCAGACAGCCCUGAAUGUGGUGCUAUGACCUUUGGACCCCUCUCACCCAACACCCAUAUUGGAGGGGUCGUCCUGAAACCCUACAUCAUGACUAUGCUCCAUUACGACAACAUCAACCCAUUUGCAAUGAACCAUACCGUUCUGAAUAUAACAUUCAAUAACAUUAAAUGGAAAACCAUGAAAUUCCGUUUCCAAGACAAGUACAGAGACAUGAAGAACCACUGCAGGAACAUAAUGAUAUCGAACGACGUGACAAUUGACGAUCAAUCGGUGCUCUACUACGACUGCUAUUGGCCCAAAACCGAUGAUAAGGACGGACAAAGCCAUAUUCUAGACUUCGAGGCGACCACCGACGAUGGAAGCGUUAAUAGGGGACAGUAUUACUUCAAUAUACCGUCAGCGGAAAUGCUAAGUUUAACGACAACCGAGGAGAGAUGGAAGCCGUUCAUAUACAUAGAGAUAUUCCCAGGAGUGAUGCGCCUACACAUAAUGCCGCCGCCUCGCCAGCUGAAGAUCACAGCUUACCAUAUCAAAGUGGUCACCACUACCAAGGAAACUGUUCGGGAGGUCAAAGCCACGACUAUAAGGCUCAUGAAUAAUACUGAUGAAGUCACGUACGACUUUAAUUUCGUCGGAUCGAACGGAUCGUUCAGUUUCGUGGUGAAGCCCCUACAUGACAAGUGUGUGACGAAGGACUACGUUUGUCAGGUUGUCGAGAGCCCGAGGAUUAUGAUAAGCAGCGAACCGCAAACCCUGAACAUCUGUAUAGCCAGUGUGACAGCCCUGGUCGUGGCGACUCUCUUCGCGUACUACAUCGCGCUGCGUCUCAUCAGGCGCUACUGGUGCAACGACAGAUACAAACUGGCUAUGGGCAUCGAAAUACCGAUCCCACCGAAGAUCCUCGUCGCGUACUCUCCCACGAACCGCCUCCACGCCGAGUGCGUCUCGUCCUUCGUCGCUUACCUACGAUCUGAGUACGGCUUUGAGGUCAUGUUCGACGGCGACAUCUCUCUCACAUCACACGGCGACCCCUACAUCUGGGCCGAGGAAGCCUUCAGGUUAGCCUCCCAUGUCCUAUACAUCGUCGGACCCCCGGUAGAAACAAACCUUUACAACAACAUCUAUGACAAACCCAUCAUAAGCCCUCUUAAAGACGUUGACACUCUACUGCUCUCUUUUAUCAAAGCCACCAGAGCCCAAAAAAGCUCAAAGGAAAUAAUCAACAUCAGGUUCAACCACUCCAGCAUGCAAACUCCGAUCGAAACAUCGUUUGCCCCGAAAUUCAAGCUCAUAGAGGAAUGGAAUAGCCUCAUAUCGUUUUUAUCCAAAAACUUAUUUCCGAAAAGGCAAAUUAUGCGCACUGAGAAGGGCAGGUGCUUUUUGGACGACUUGGCUAGGGCUGAUGAAUUGUUAGGUGGGAAGAAGGACGAUUUGUAUGUGCAAUGCGAGAGGAAUAAGAAUUUUGAGAAAAAGAUAUUGUUGUAAGUUGAUAUUGUACUGGUUUAUGGGCACAGUUUAGGAUGGGCGACUGUCAAGAGGUGGGAUAGUUACAAUUCGGGGUCCUUUGUAUUUCUUAAUACUUCGAUAGAUGAUGUUGCUGUCAGUACUAUGACGCGAUUGUUAACCGCCACUCUGUUAAAUGACUAAAAGAUUUCGAGGAAUCCCGAACUGUUGUAGACUUGCACCUGUUUGACGCGUACGGAUAGCAACGAAAACUAAAGAUUGUAAAAAUCUUGAAAGUAUACAAAAAGUUUUGCGUUGCUAACUGUGGUUGAAUAAAUAUUGUUGGACUAAAUAAUAAUAUGUCUUGUUUUCAAUGUUGUGUAGUUACAUAAAAUAUUAAUGUUUAAUAGUAUUUACCAAAAUUUUCAUUGUUCAUGUAAUGUCCCCUUUUCUAUCUAGUUUCUCGUCUAUCCUGUUAUUUAAGAUAGCGAUAAGACUGCGAUACAAACUGCAUUUAAACUAUUUCAUUAUGUUACCAAAAUAAAAAAUAAAAAUAAUAAAAACAAUUUUUAAAGCAAAGUCACAUUGCUUGACUAUUUUAGUUAACUAAAAUUAGGAAAAGAAAUGUUAUAUCAAUACUCAUAUUAUUAUUUAGUCGACAAACUAUAUGAUAUAUAUUUUUCGAUCAAAAGUUCAGUAUAAAGGUUUAUUUAGUGUUACAUAAUAUAAGAAAAAUAUAAAUUGAAUUUGAUAAUAUAUUUAUCGAUGUAAUACGUUGAAAAACAAUGUCUGUGCAGGGCGUAUACAUGGCACUCCCGAAACGUAUUUUCUUUGAUAAGUAGAUACAUUAUUCCGUUGCGAUAAGGACGUAAUCUUCAAUGUAUAUCUGUCCCUCUUGCACAAAGAUUGUAUAUAAUGCUCUCCCUCUUUAUUUCGCAACGAAAUUAUAAACCUAAGAUUAAGUUGACUCCGAUUAGCCUAUUCUUUUAUUCCGGCCCACAAAGAGAUCUGUUAUGAAGUGAUAAUUUUCUCUUUUUGAAUUGUUUGUUAGUCGGCCAGUAGUCACAUUUAUUUUUUAAAUGUACAAGAGAUAGAGUACCAAAGAUACAGUAUGAGCUCUUUUGGGCCCGAAACAAAGAAUAGAUCUGAUUAGGUUUAUGUUGUUUUUAGUCACGUGUUGUUAAUUAAUCGUGCAAUAAAAAAUAGCAUUUAUAUACCCUACAGUAAGGUUAAGUUUUACCUAACAGUCUUAUGAUAAGAUAGUAUAUUUUGAAAUAUAAACCUUACUGCUAAUAACAUAAAUGCUAGUUUCAGUAUUCAAAUAUAAUGUAUCGGUUCUUGCACUUACCAGCCUAUGUAUACGUCUUCGGGGAUUCAAUAAUAUUUUUGUGGUUAUUUAUAAUUGUUGUCUUUCCCAGUGAUGCACUUCUUAUGGCUUGUAGUUUAAGUGUUUUUAUAUUAGAUUUGUACGUUUUUUUCUGAUCUUCUAAAAUGUGUAAAUCACUUUUUGAACGCCUACUUUUUUCCCACCAUUAAACGAUUUUUAAUGUUUUUGUCUGUUUUUUAUUUGUAUAUUUUAUAUGAUGUUUUCUUUUUAUAAACAGAGAUGAAAAUGACAACUCUUAAAUAGUCGAAUUUCUCAAUGUAAUAAUGUAUUGCACAAAUGAUCUGCACAUGUUCAUUUGAAAUAAUUAUUUACAUUCCUUUGUGUUUUCGUUGUUUAAUGAUUGGCGUUCAAAAUGUAAAAUAAUUAAAUGAUUUAAGAAUAAUUUUUUGUAAAUUAAUUCCAUGCAUAUCUUAACUGUCGGUGGUUAAUAAUGUAAACGUUUAGUAACUACAGCUGUGUGAGACGUAUUUCCUUCUGAGUUUUCCAGAUUGUUCUCUUGAAAUUUGGUGUGCCAUACUACACUAAAUAUAAGUGUAUUGAUUCUCUGUAAGAUUUUGGUGUUUACAGCUUUACACUGCACUAAAUAACUAGAGUGGUUAACGUAAGAUAUCGUUUUGAUAUCGAACUGACUAAUUAAUGUUAAAAUGUAUUUAAGACGCACAACUAUCAGAUUAAUGUUUUGCGUAGUCUCUGAGGGUGCCACCUCUUGAAGUAAAAUGUGCUUGCGUGGAAGAGUGACAGCGCUCUGCAUGACGUAGAGCGAUGUCUCUUUUAACAGAAAUUGAAUUAUUAUAAGCGGUGGUAGGCCUUUUUUAGUAACUGUAGAGAACUUCUGUUUAAAACCUUUUUUUAAGUGAACAAUGUUCCAAAGUAUUUUCGUUUCAUAACUUAUGCUUAAUUACAAAGGCCAUGGAUUUUAAUAUUUGUGUUAAUAGAAAGAAAAACGAUGUGCAAAAGCAAACGAAACGCCAGAUGAUUCUAUUGGCAACUUAAUUUUUUAUUGAUAACUUAUUAGCUCUACCGUUGUUGCUCUUACUCGCAACUUAUUAAGCGACAGCAUUAUAUAGCCCAGACCCAUAUUAUGACGUGUCAAACGAAAACUAAAGAAUAUGAGGAAUAGGAAUGAAGCUAUUCAAUGGGUAAAUCUUUUUUUUCUGCCACCUAAUGCAGUUGACAAAACUUCAUAAACCCUUACGCAGUGAAAUGGACUGUGGAGGUCUGGUAAACUGUUACACCAUGUAUCAGUAGCAGUAUUGAGUUGAAUCAAAGACUAGAAACCGCGCCCAAUAUUGUUUAGAAGAAAAUGUAAGAAAAUACUUUUUAAUACUUCAUACCUUGGAACAUUGAAUACUUUUUAUAAACAAAUGAAUUAUAGCUACCCUUUUUUACUAUUCGCAACCCAGUAGGGUUUAAUAACCCUUUGCUUAGCUUUUUAAACCUAACUAAACAUAUGCGUAACAUUGAUUAAAUUGUAUUGCCAGUAUAAAAUAAGUAGCUUUACUUAGUAUUGCCAGCAUUAAUAAUAAAAUUGUUAUUGAUAUAAUGCAGCUCUAGUUAUUUAGUGUUAUAUUUGUACCUUUUUAUAUACCUGUUUCCUCGUUGAUCUCAUUGGUAAAAACUGUUGGAGUGUGUUCUAUCUCGAUACAGGACUUUCAAUUAUUAAGCUCAAAAUAUUAUACCUUGUGAUGUAUUUUUAUAAAAUAAAGUCGUACAUAACAUGCAA
This is a messenger RNA of Trichoplusia ni (cabbage looper), 4905 nucleotides long. RefSeq lists its product as uncharacterized. The transcript has 6 exons. The record is from RefSeq and is a predicted model, not a curated record. Lineage: Eukaryota; Metazoa; Arthropoda; Insecta; Lepidoptera; Noctuidae. The coding region runs from base 194 to 1837 and encodes 547 amino acids.